GGCCAAUCACGGGAGGGCAGGAGGUUGACUGGGUCGCCGCUGGCUCCUGGGAUAUGGAGUCGCCGGCGCGGCGUGUGUGGAGGUGGCGGAGCCGAAUCCUAUUCUAAGAGCACAGACCCUCAGGUAUCUACCAUGGUGUUGGAUCCUAAAGAAAAGAUGCCAGACGAUGGCGCUUCUGGGGACCAUGGAGACUCUGCCAGCCUUGGCGCCAUCAACCCUGCCUACAGCAACUCAUCCCUCCCACAUUCCACUGGAGACUCUGAGGAGCCCUUCACCACCUACUUUGAUGAGAAAAUCCCCAUUCCUGAGGAGGAGUACUCUUGUUUUAGCUUUCGUAAACUCUGGGCGUUCACGGGGCCUGGCUUUCUUAUGAGCAUUGCCUACCUAGACCCAGGAAACAUCGAAUCUGAUUUGCAGUCUGGAGCAGUGGCUGGAUUUAAGCUGCUCUGGGUGCUCCUCUUGGCCACCAUUGUGGGGCUGCUGCUCCAGCGCCUUGCAGCGAGACUUGGAGUGGUCACCGGCUUGCAUCUUGCUGAAGUAUGUCACCGUCAGUAUCCCAAGGUCCCACGGAUCAUCCUGUGGCUGAUGGUGGAGUUGGCAAUCAUUGGUUCUGACAUGCAGGAAGUCAUUGGCUCAGCCAUCGCCAUCAAUCUCCUGUCUGCAGGAAGGGUCCCCCUGUGGGGCGGAGUCCUCAUCACCAUCGCAGACACUUUUGUGUUUCUUUUUUUGGACAAAUAUGGCUUGCGGAAGCUGGAAGCGUUUUUUGGCUUUCUCAUCACUAUCAUGGCCCUCACGUUUGGAUAUGAGUACAUUACAGUGAAGCCCAGCCAGAGCCAAGUACUCAGGGGCAUGUUCGUGCCGUCCUGUCCAGGGUGCCGCACCCCUCAGGUGGAGCAGGCGGUGGGCAUCGUGGGAGCUGUGAUCAUGCCGCACAACAUGUACCUGCAUUCUGCCUUAGUCAAGUCUAGACAGGUGAAUCGGGCCAAUAAGCAGGAAGUGCGGGAAGCCAAUAAGUACUUCUUCAUCGAGUCCUGCAUCGCGCUCUUUGUUUCCUUCAUCAUCAAUGUCUUUGUCGUGUCCGUCUUUGCUGAAGCAUUUUUUGAGAAAACCAACAAGCAGGUGGUUGAAGUCUGCAAAAAUAACAGCAGCCCCCAUGCUGACCUCUUUCCCAGUGACAACUCUACUCUGGCUGUGGACAUCUACAAAGGGGGUGUUGUGCUUGGAUGUUACUUCGGGCCUGCAGCUCUCUACAUCUGGGCAGUGGGGAUCCUGGCUGCCGGUCAGAGCUCCACCAUGACUGGAACCUAUUCUGGCCAGUUUGUCAUGGAGGGAUUCCUGAACCUAAAAUGGUCGCGCUUUGCCCGAGUGAUCCUGACCCGGUCUAUCGCCAUCAUCCCCACCCUGCUCGUCGCUGUCUUCCAGGAUGUGGAGCACCUAACGGGGAUGAAUGACUUCCUGAAUGUCCUGCAGAGCUUACAGCUCCCCUUUGCUCUCAUACCCAUCCUCACGUUCACAAGCCUGCGGCCAGUGAUGAGUGAGUUUUCCAAUGGAAUAGGCUGGAGGAUUGCCGGUGGCAUCCUGGUCCUGAUCGUCUGCUCCAUCAACAUGUACUUUGUAGUGGUUUAUGUCCAGGAGCUAGGGCAUGUGGCACUCUAUGUGGUGGCUGCAGUGGUUAGCGUGGCUUAUUUGACCUUUGUGUUCUACUUGGGUUGGCAGUGUUUGAUUGCAUUGGGUCUGUCUUUCCUGGACUGUGGACGCUCGGUAAGCAUCUCGAAAGUCCUGCUGAGCGAAGAUACCAGCGGUGGCAACAUUAAGUAAACACUGGAUCAGUCUGUCUGUCUUUGCAGGGAGCCAUCAGAGCCAGUGUGUUUCUAUGGUUUACUGUGUGAACAUAGCCACAAGUAUGUGCUGUUGCACAGACUGCAUUUAGGACUCAACUGUUAGUUGGGAAACACUGAUGUGUGUGUGUGUGUGUGUGUAUAUGUGUGUGUGUGUGUGUGUUAAGGUCUUUGUUUCCUUUUGUUUUUGUGAAAUAGCAUCUUGCUAUUAAAUACUAGGUUGCCUAAAACUCACUAUGUAGCUUAGGCUGUGCUCAAACCUACAGCAAUCCUUCUGACCUAAGCUCCUGAGUGCUGGGAUUCCAGGCACGUCUACCAUGCCUGGCUCUCAUGUAUGCUUAAGAUGAGUUUUGUUGGGGGUCAGGGUGGGGGGUAGGGGGUCUUACCCUGUAGCAUUAGGCAGCACCUUGAAAAGGUGGCCCUUGAGCUGUUUUAAACACUAAGUUUCUAAAUAGCUGCCCAAGGGCAGUAGCUUGUUUUUAGUCAAAAGAAACGCAACCAGACUGUCGCCAUCCUUGAAUUAUAGAAUGAGACUGCUGCCUUUGAAGUCAGGGUUUUUGUUUGGUGCAUUUUGUUUGUUUUUCAAGAGUUUUUUCGUGGCUGUCCUGGAACUUACUCUGUAGACCAGGAUGGCUUCGAACUCACAGAGAUCCUCCUGCCUCUGCCUCUGCCUCUACCUCCCGAGUGCUAGGAUUAGAGGCAGACACCUCCACUGCCCUGCUGGUUCAGGAUUUUUUUUUUUUUAUUUCUACUUCGGAAUUUCUCAGUGGAAAGAAAAAAAAGGUAGGGCAUAAGUGGUGGGUGUGGACAGAUGAUGGCUCACCUGCAGUGCAGGUUUUCCUUAAGGAAUGGAGCUUAGCAGGGAGGGCUUCAUCUUUAGCCCUGAGGUUAGUAACUUCCCUGCUAAUAUCAAGCCUUCCUGAUAUGUUGAAUCUUGAGCACACACAGUCCCUGAAUCUUUCUCUUCUGAGAGAGUGCUGCCUGCAGAAGACUGUAGCACUCGUGGACUGACUUUUAUGAGGCUCUGGACUCGGAACGAGUCACAGAGCUAACUGCACUACUCCCAAAAGUACCCUUCACCAAAUCAUGUCUCUGGCGCUGCCAUUCCACGCCCAAGAUAACUCAGAAGGCAAUCUCAGGAGCUCUGGACCCAAACCUUGCAAAGUCAGUAGGUGUCACUGGUGUGAAGUCCUCUCCCGGCAAGGUGGGCCUGGGCUGUAUCCUAACAGCCCUUCCUCGGAGAGAAAGCCUGCUGAGGCCAGACUGCGAAGCUCUGGAGUCUUCAGCACCGAACUGCUGCCCUCAGUUCAGCUACUUCUGACCUGUCACGGGGGAGACGUGAUUCUGUCACAUCAAAUGCUGUCUGUCUGCUGGAGAGGAGUGACACAAGAGUGUGUGAUCAUUGUCUUGGUGGCAGCGGGAGCUAGAGCUGCUUCGAAGGAUGUCCUCUCUGACGCUUUCCCUGUGGCGAGCGGGCCGACAAAUGGCCUUUGCUGUCUGUGCCUCUGUAGCGCUCCUGCUAGCAUUUCUCACAGUCAGAGGCUCAGCCUGCAUAGAUCUUUAUGAGGCAUACAUUAUCAAUCGCUGUGUUUCACUCACCCACAGCUAAUCCAACAAAACCAGGUCACGGGUCCCUCCCAGCAGCAUUCCCAACCUGUGGUUGCCACCCAUCUGCAACCCUAUAUUCGAAGACAUUUACCUCAUGAUUUGUAACAGUAGCAAGAUUAGUUACAAAGUAGCAAAAUUAUUAUUGGGUGUGACCCCCAGCAUGAGGAGCUGACUUAAAAGAGUGGCAGCUUCCGGAAGGUGGGGAACCCCUGCACUACAGGGUCCUCCUCCCCCCUGCCCCCCUCCCCCACUGUUCCCGAAGGCUAGAAGCUGAGCUUUUGAACCUGUGCAGUGCUUGAGGGCCAGGCUGACGGCAGCAGAAUUCCUUGCAUAGAUGCUCUAGUGAUGUCUGCAUUUGUACAGGGAUGGGGUGGGGCGAGCAGAGUGUAUCCAGAUUCGCCAUACUUAAAGAGUCCAGCCUGAAGCUGCUUGGGAUCGCGCCCAGGGCUCUGCCUCGUGUGUUCUAGGCAAGGCUCCGUUGCACAUCUCACUUCCUGCCCCAGAAUUCUGUUGUGUUAUACUUGUUUACAAUGAUAGAAGGUUUCGUUGUGUGAUACGGUCUCUUCUGACUCUCUGACUACAAUAUUUACAGUGUCAAAAGAUUAAAAAUGUUCCCUAUUCACUUGAUUGUCACUGAAAACGGUACUUCAACAGUACAGUAACCUGUAAACAUUUCACGCCCCCCACGCAACUCUGCUACCGGCAUUAUAUUUGUGAGCCAUCUUUGUGCAUUCUCUGAAUUGGUCCUUGUUCUUAUGUGACCUGAAAUAGUUGUCCCCUCAGUGCACUGGGAGCUGACAGGCCGGGGAGUAGCGGCAGCUUGUCUUGUGAGAUCCUGCCAGGUCGGCAGCAAGUGGCUUCAAGGAGGCUUUAGUGAACUUUUUACAGCUUGUGAACGUGCUGUGAUUAAACCAGAGCUUCCCGCUU
This is a messenger RNA of Mus musculus (house mouse), 4373 nucleotides long. It is a transcript of the gene Slc11a2, whose product is annotated as solute carrier family 11 (proton-coupled divalent metal ion transporters), member 2. The coding region runs from base 133 to 1818 and encodes 561 amino acids. Gene Ontology annotation, molecular function: ferrous iron transmembrane transporter activity; transition metal ion transmembrane transporter activity; copper ion transmembrane transporter activity. Gene Ontology annotation, cellular component: paraferritin complex; vacuole; recycling endosome. Gene Ontology annotation, biological process: cadmium ion transmembrane transport; manganese ion transmembrane transport; multicellular organismal-level iron ion homeostasis. NCBI's taxonomy places the organism in Eukaryota, Metazoa, Chordata, Mammalia, Rodentia, Muridae. The transcript is spliced from 16 exons. The record is from RefSeq and is marked validated.